AAAUAAAGAUUGAAGAAACAUUCAGUGUGAAACAUGAAGAUACUGAGGAACAAACAGACCUAAUGGCACUGAAAGAAGUGAGUCGUGAACUUAAUGAAAAAGAAGAGGAAAAACAUUAUAAUUUGAUGACUGAAGAAAGAUCAAAACAGGUUUCCUCACAAAAAGGAGCUCAAAAGACAGAAACUAAAAGUUAUUUUACCUGCCAACAGAGUGGAAAGACUUUUAAUCAACAUAGAAACCUUCAAGUCCACUUGAGAGUUCACACUAGAGAGAGUCCCUUCACUUGCCAACAAUGUGGAAAGAGUUUCACACUUAAAGACAAGCUUAUAGUCCAUAUGAGAAAUCACACUGGAGAAAAGCCUUACACUUGCCGACAAUGUGGAAAGAGUUUCAGUCAAAAAGGAAGCCUUACAGACCACAUGAGAACUCACACUGGAGAAAAGCCUCAUACCUGUCAAGAGUGUGGAAAGAGUUUCACACAAAAAGGAAACCUUAAAGGCCACAUGAGAAUUCACAUUAAAGAGAACCCAUUCACCUGCCAACAGUGUGGAAAGAGUUUCAAUCGAAAAGGAAGCCUUAAAAUCCACAUGAGAAUUCACACUGGAGAAAAGCCUUACACCUGUCAAGAGUGUGGACAGAGUUUCAGUCAAAAAGGAAGCCUUACAGACCACAUGAGAAUUCACACUGGAGAAAAGCCUCAUACCUGUCAAGAGUGUGGAAAGAGUUUCACACAAAAAGGAAACCUUAAAGGCCACAUGAGAAUUCACAUUAAAGAGAACCCAUUCACCUGCCAACAGUGUGGAAAGAGUUUCAAUCGAAAAGGAAGCCUUAAAGUCCACAUGAGAAUUCACACUGGAGAAAAGCCUCACACCUGCCAACAGUGUGGAAAUAGUUUCCGUGACAAAGGAAACCUUACAGCCCACAUGAGCACUCACACUGGAGAAAAGCGUCAUACCUGUCAAGAGUGUGGAAAGAGUUUCAAUCGAAAAAAAGGCCUUAUAGUCCACAUGAAUAAUCACACUAGAGCGAGCCCAUUUACCUGUCAACAGUGUGGAAAGAGUUUCACAAAAAAAGGAAGCCUUAAAGUCCACAUGAGAAUUCACACUGGAGAAAAGCCUUACACCUGCCAACAGUGUGGAAAGAGUUUUAAUGAGACAGGAAACCUUAAGGUCCACAUGAGAAUUCACACUGGAGAAAAGCCUCAUACCUGUCAAGAGUGUGGAAAGAGUUUCAGUUGGAAAAAAAGCCUUAAAGCCCACAUGAGCACUCACACUGGAGAAAAGCCUUAAGCCUCGUUUGUGCUGCACGCGCGUGUGUGUGUGUGUGUGCGGCGGCGACGUGGCUACUGAAGCUGAUACGCGGCCACUCUAGUCAAUGCUCGUGUUUACACCAACUGCGCUGCGGUGCGUUUCAGAAGUGUCCCUGCCUAUUUUUGACAGACGCCAUGUCAAAGAUGCGCACAUCAAAUACAAAAUAAAGUCAAAAUAA
This is a messenger RNA of Megalobrama amblycephala (Wuchang bream), 1488 nucleotides long. Its product is annotated as gastrula zinc finger protein XlCGF57.1-like. NCBI's taxonomy places the organism in Eukaryota, Metazoa, Chordata, Actinopteri, Cypriniformes, Xenocyprididae. The record is from RefSeq and is a predicted model, not a curated record. Gene Ontology annotation, cellular component: nucleus. Gene Ontology annotation, molecular function: DNA-binding transcription factor activity, RNA polymerase II-specific; RNA polymerase II cis-regulatory region sequence-specific DNA binding. Bases 63 to 1289 code for a protein of 408 amino acids. Gene Ontology annotation, biological process: regulation of transcription by RNA polymerase II; central nervous system development. The transcript is spliced from 2 exons.